GCCCAUGGAGGGACUCUGGUUCACAGCAGGUCCCACUUGGCCCAGGUGCCAUCUGGCCCAAGGCGCAUCCUGCCAGCCUCGGCCAUGCAGUGGGGCUGGGGCAGCUGGACACUUGUAGGCAGCCAAGGCAGCAGUGGUUUCUUCCGGCUGGUCUGUGGUACUGAUGGGGACCUUCAUGCGCAGCCCUGGUCCUGGCCCACCCCACACCUGCCUCCACCAGAGCAGCCCAGCUCUGGAGCAGCUGGGACCCCUGUGCACAGCCCUGGCCCAUGCCCGUCUUUUGACCACGCACCCACAGUGAGCUGUGGCCAGGCAGAAGCUGCUGCUGGGUGCAGAGGAGAAGUGGCUGUCUCCCCCUCGCCACUGGCAGCUGUUCUUGCUGUAGCUGCCUGGAGCCCACACCUGGGCUGCCCUGUGGAUCCUCUCCGCCGCUGUCACCGCCACUUCUAGGCCGCCCAACAAGUUCAACAUGGCAGACGCAAUGCAGGCAACCUCUGAGGUUGAAACAUCUUAUUCUGAGAAUAUUGAUGCUAAGUUACUUUUUCUACCUGAAAAACUGAGGGAAAGACUGCUCCCUUUCCAGAAGAAAGGCAUCAUAUUUGCACUUGAGAGAAGUGGCAGGUGUAUGAUUGCUGAUGAGAUGGGGUUGGGGAAGACAAUUCAAGCAAUUGCCAUUUCUUACUACUAUGACAAGGAAUGGCCUCUUUUAAUAGUAGUCCCUUCAUCUCUACGGUACCCUUGGAUUGAAGAGAUGGAGAAAUGGAUUCCUGAACUCUGUCCAGACGAUCUUAAUAUUAUUCAGAACAAAACUGACAUUGGGAGAAUAUCGACCAGCAAAGUGAUUGUUUUGGGUUAUGGCUUGCUAACUACAAAUGCACAGACAUUAACAGAUGCUUUGUACAAACAAAACUUCAAGGUGGUAAUAGUUGAUGAGUCUCACUAUAUGAAAUCUAGAAAUGCAACCCGUAGCAAGAUUUUGUUGCCAAUUGUCCAGAAAGCUGUACGAGCCAUUCUCCUCACUGGAACACCUGCUCUAGGAAGACCCGAAGAGCUUUUCAUGCAGAUUGAAGCACUUUUUCCAAGAAGAUUUGGAACAUGGAGUGAAUAUGCAAAAAAGUAUUGUGAUGCUCGUGUCAGGUUUUUUGGUAAAAGAGCUCAGUGGGAUUGCAGAGGGGCUUCAAACUUGGAUGAGUUGCACCAGCUGUUAAGUAAUAUAAUGAUCAGACGCCUAAAGAAUGAAGUUUUAACUCAGUUGCCUCCCAAAAUUAGACAGCGUAUUCCUUUUGAUCUCCCAGAUGCUGCUGCAAAGGAAUUGAAUGCCAGUUUUGAAGAUUGGGAGAAAUUAAUGAGGUCUUCAGAUUCAGAUGCCACUGAAAGUCACUUUGUUCAAAUCAUGGGUCUAAUUACACGCAUGUAUAAACAGACUGCCAUUGCCAAGGCUGGAGCAGUAAAAGACUACAUCAAAAUGAUGCUUGAGAAUGACAAACUUAAGUUUCUGGUUUUUGCUCACCACUUAACCAUGCUCCAGGCUUGUACAGAGGCAGCCAUAGAAAACAAGGCUCGGUACAUUCGAAUUGAUGGAAGUGUUCCUUCAGCAGAAAGAAUACAUCUUGUUCAUCAGUUUCAGAAGGAUCCAGAUACCCGUGUAGCCAUUCUGAGCAUUCAGGCUGCUGGUCAAGGUUUAACUUUUACUGCUGCCACUCAUGUUGUGUUUGCUGAAUUAUACUGGGACCCUGGACACAUAAAGCAAGCCGAAGACAGGGCACAUCGAAUUGGACAAUACAGUUCUGUAAAUGUGCACUACCUUAUUGCAAAAGGAACAUUAGAUCCCCUCAUGUGGGCAAUGUUAAAUCGCAAGGCCAAAGUUACAGGCAGCACAUUGAAUGGUAAGAAAGAGAAAUUACAGGCUGAAGAAGGUGAUAAAGAAAAGUGGGAUUUCUUGAGUUUUGCUGAAACAUGGACCCCAAAUGAAAGUCUUGAAGAGAUGAAGAAUGAAGUUUUAUUCAGUCAUUUUGAAAAAGAAAAACAGCAUGACAUUCGUUCCUUCUUUUCACCAAAAUCUUCCACUGAAAAAAAACGCAAAAUGUCCUCUUGUGAGACAUUACGGGAUUUUACUUUAGAAUCUUCUACAAUCCGUCUGAGAGAGGACACAGAGGAGAGCAGUGGGGAAGGCGACUCCAGCAAAAUAAUUGACGUAGAUGCAAUUUGUCAUGAAAAUGGCUGUGAGCGUGAAGCAAAAAGGCCAAGAUCUCUAGGUGUAGCUACCCAAAGCAGUUCCAGUAAGAAAAUGAGUAAAUCAUUGUCUGAGAAAACAAACUCUUUAUUUGCAGAGGAAAUCAAUCAAGGACCCUCUGGCAGUUCCCUGUGCAAGUCAAGCAAAAGCCCAGCAUCGGACAGUGUCUGGUGUUGUACUGUUUGCACUUACACUAAUAAUGAAUUAUUACCUUAUUGUGAAAUGUGUGAUUGCCCUCGAAAUGAUGAUGUUAAAAAGAAUAUAGAUCAGAGUAACCCUCUGUCUACCCAGAAUGAAGGAGAAAAUGCAUCAAAGAACUCUAGAAAAUGCAAAGAUGCAGUGGUAUGCAAUACAGAUGAUAAGAGGGAAGACCUUGUACAAACAGCAAAGGAGCCAUCUGAUAAAAAUGUGGAAGAGGUAGCCAAUGCAGUUGAAAACGAAUCUGAAGAGAGUAAUCAAAAGCUUAAAGAAGAACCCACAGACAACUCAGGUACUUUUUCAGCAUAUGAUGGGCUCAUGUUCUGUGCAAGCAGGAAUACUGACAGAAUUCAUCUCUACACAAAGGAAGGAGAACCACUAAACUGUAAUUUCAUUCCAUUGGAUAUAAAAUUGGAUAACUGGGAGGAUUUACCAGAGAGUUUCCAGCAAAAACAAAAUCGUUUUUUGAUUUUGAGGUUUGUGAGAGAAUGGAGUAAUCUAACAGCCAUGAAGCAGAAAAUUAUCAGAAAAAGUGGUCAGAUCUUUCGGAGCCCCAUUCUUGUUGCAGAAGAGCUGUCUAAACAGCAGGCCAGGCUUAGCAGCACAAAAAGGUACGUGACAAAAGAAGAUGUUGCAGUUGCUUCACUAAGCAAAGCGAACAGUAGUGGGGGGAGUGUACGUAUGGUUUCAAAGGAAGCUACAUUUAACCUGAAAACUGAAGCUACUUCUGUGGGAGAAAAAGAUGGCCCUUCAACAAAGUUGCUUUUGGAAGAUGGAAAAGACUCUCCAGUUCUUAAUUUAGUCUCUGCUCAGGCUGAAGUUGAGGAAGAUCCUUCCAUAAAGAAAGGCUAUUUGCAGGCUGUAGAUAAUAAAGGGAAUCCUCUUUGUCUAAAUUGUCAACAUCCAACAGUCCAGCUUGACCAACACUGCAAAUCCAGUGAUUGGGACACAAGAUUUUGCUCGCAUGCAUGCCAAGAAGACUUCUUGAUUCGCUCAAGUAACAGCUACCUGAGGACUAAAGUCUUUGAAAUCGAGCGAGGUAUUUGCCAGCUUUGCAAACAGAAUGCUCAAGAACUCUACCUUAACAUCAGAGAUGCUCCUAAAAGUCAGCGUAAGAAACUUCUGGAUAGUACUUGGAUGUCACAGCUUCCAUUACGACAGCUAAAUGAAAUUAUAACCAACCCAACAGAAGGCCAGUUCUGGCAGGUGGAUCAUAUCAAACCAGUUUACAGUGGAGGAGGACAGUGUUCUCUGGAAAACCUUCAGACUCUAUGCACAGUGUGUCACAAGGAGAGAACUGCAAAACAAGCCAAGGAAAGAAGCCAGAUAAAGAGACAUUCGUUAGCUUCAAAGUAUGGAAGUGACAUCACAAAAUUUUUUGUAAAGAUGUGAAGUAUAAAUAUGCUUAAGUAUAAAAAUUAAAGUUAUACAUAUGUAUAGUUUCAGUUGGACAUCGGUAUAAAAUUCUAUAUCUUACAGUCAAAACCAAAGGUUGAGGAAGAAUUUGUUGCUGUCCAUAACUGUAUCAGUACUUCAGAGGUCAUAGAACCGUGUCUGGUGUUAAUUUACUGUCAUAAAUUAUCUCAUUAUGUCAAGAGGUAAAGAUGCACUGGUAAAGUCCAAGCCUGGUCCUGGGUUUUGUUGUUUCAUCAAAUCUUUAUGCCAUUUCAGUAUAGACAUAUUUUAUAUGUUUUGUAUUUUUUAUUGUGCUGUUAAUUUUUGAAAAGUCUCUUCAAAUAGAUAAAAGUGCUGUAAUUAUCAUCAGCCUUGCAUUGUUUUGGCUUAAAUGGGUGGAGGGUAACAUCUCAUAAUCAAGGAAAUGUCUUUGCUGAAAGCAUCAUAAUUCAUCAACAUUGGUUCAGACAUUACGUUUAUAUAUAUCUUGCGAUGUCCGUUUUGGACUCCGUUGCUAAAUAAAGUUAUUCUUUUUACAGUAAGGAUUUUGAAAAUAAGAUGAAGUACAUAAUAAGUUUUGGCUUCUCACUAAAGCCAUUGCAAAUCAACUUCCUACUUCAGGUGCCAGCUUUGGAGCUCCUCUAAAGUUCUUUUUGAACUACAAAGAAUAUGGAAAUCUAAGGUAGAUGAAAUUGAGGGUGGCUAAAAACCCAUGCUGCUUCAAUUUCAUGCCAUUUUAUCUUCUUAAACUAUACAAAAUGGAAAUACAGGUACUCCUCACUUAACAACCUACCUGUUUAACGACCGCGCGGACUUACAGCCAGCGAGAACUAGUCGUAAGUACGAGAACUUUGGUCGUGGAAACGCCAGCGCGGCGGCUCAAGCCAAGGCACGCAGUAUCAAGGGGCGGCUCCUCGCUUAUCGACCAAUUCGCUUAACGACCUAGUUGCAGGAACGGAACUUGGUCGUUAAGUGAGGAGUGCCUGUAGUGGGUUUUUUUCAAACGGUUCACAUGUAGGUAUAAGUAAACUUAUGGUUGUAUUACCUAAACAUAUAAGGAGAUAUUGGAUUCUCAAGUGGAAACUAUUAGUGGUCCUGUGCAGUUUCCAGUAUGAAGGAUCUUACAAAAAGACUAUCUGUGAUUAAACAAAAGUUCUAAGAUGAGCAAUGCUAGCCUCAAUUUUUUGUAAAAUAUAAUGUGGCAAAUACAGGAGCUGUUUUGCUAGUAAAUAAAAAUUAGCUGAAUU
Messenger RNA from Alligator sinensis (Chinese alligator), 5073 nucleotides. RefSeq names its product zinc finger RANBP2-type containing 3 (gene ZRANB3). The transcript has 21 exons. Gene Ontology annotation, molecular function: nucleic acid binding; endonuclease activity; ATP binding. Gene Ontology annotation, cellular component: nuclear replication fork. Bases 470 to 3823 code for a protein of 1117 amino acids. The record is from RefSeq and is a predicted model, not a curated record. Gene Ontology annotation, biological process: DNA repair; replication fork processing. NCBI's taxonomy places the organism in Eukaryota, Metazoa, Chordata, Crocodylia, Alligatoridae.